Molecule: messenger RNA, 1425 nt
Organism: Aspergillus affinis
Lineage: Eukaryota; Fungi; Ascomycota; Eurotiomycetes; Eurotiales; Aspergillaceae
Gene: hapX
Product: bZIP transcription factor HapX
Exons: 1
Coding region: 1-1425 (474 amino acids)
Cellular component (GO): RNA polymerase II transcription regulator complex; nucleus
Molecular function (GO): DNA-binding transcription activator activity, RNA polymerase II-specific; transcription cis-regulatory region binding
Source: RefSeq, a predicted model, not a curated record
AUGACUACCCCGGCUCCCUCGAUAGCUCCGUUGGCUCCCGCACUGGCCGCCAAGCCUGCGAUUUCACCGUCCCCCGGUCCGGGCACACCCGGCUCGAUCACCUCCAAGGAAUGGGUAAUUCCACCACGCCCCAAACCCGGCCGCAAGCCUGCCACCGAUACGCCUCCGACCAAACGGAAAGCCCAGAAUCGUGCGGCGCAGAGAGCUUUUCGGGAGCGACGAGCCGCCCGGGUCAACGAACUCGAGGACCAAAUUAAGCAGAUCGAAGAUGAGCAUGAUAUCCACGUAGCCGCCUUCAAGGAGCAGAUCUCCAACCUGUCUCACGAAGUCGAGCAAUCCCGUAACGAGACGUCCUGGUGGCGAGACCGCUGCCACGCCCUCGAGAAGGAGGUCUCCGUCGAACGAAGUGCCAAGGAAGCGUUGGUGAAGGAAUUCCGCUCCUCCAUCUCCGAUCACGCUACUUCGAGUGAUAAGUCUCGGUCCUCGGCCGACCGUGAAGCUCAAGGAAGAGCGCAAUCGAGUCAUGUCCAUGAAGAACGAGAGGAUGUGCCUCUGGGUUGCAGCAACUGCUCGUCAAGUCACUGCCAGUGCAUCGAAGACGCAUUUAGCAUGCCAGGUAUCGAAACUCGCGAUAUGAAGCGCCCGAGCACUUCAGCAGCCGUCCGACCGGAACCUCAGAUUAAGCCCGACCCGGAGGAAAUGGAGAUUGAUUUUACAACGCGGUUUGCGGCCCCUCACGCCCAGGAAGACACAUCCACGGCUGUUUCGUCGCCCGCGGUCGAUCCCUGCGGAUUCUGCCAGGACGGAACCCCGUGCAUCUGUGCCGAGAUGGCGGCUCAGGAGGAGCAGCGCGAGCAAAGGAGCUCGUUCGAGACCAACCGACUCGCCCCGAUUCAGAACUUGUCCCAGUUCACCCCGCCCCCGUCCGACGGAGACGUUCGCUCGGAGGUGACCCUGCCCCCCAUCAGCGAGGCAACCAAUCCGUGUGCCAACGGCCCGGGCACCUGCGCCCAGUGCAUGUCUGACCCGCAACGUACCCUUUUUUGCAAGACGCUGGCGGCAUCCCGCUCCGCCAGCGUUGCCUCCUCCGGCUGCUGCGGCGGUAAGGGCGCCGACGGUGGAUGCUGUAUGUCCCGGAGCUCGAAUCCACCUCCCCGGACCGGAUCGACUGUCAAUGCAAACCCCGCUAGAUCCAAGACCCCUUCCUUGACCCUGUCGUAUUCGGAUGCUUUCACGACGCUGUCGCGACACCCGAACUUUUCUCGGGCCAGCGAUGAUAUCUCCGCGUGGCUCCCCAAACUUCACACGCUACCAAACCCCAAGGACGUUGCCCCGGCGGAGACCUCGCGAGCCGCGAUGGAAGUCGAGGCAGCCAGCGUGAUGGGAGUUUUGCGAUACUUCGACCGGAGAUUUGCCGACAAAUAA